This is a messenger RNA of Hibiscus syriacus, 3083 nucleotides long. RefSeq names its product probable LRR receptor-like serine/threonine-protein kinase At2g16250. Gene Ontology annotation, molecular function: ATP binding; protein kinase activity; protein binding. The coding region runs from base 226 to 2859 and encodes 877 amino acids. The record is from RefSeq and is a predicted model, not a curated record. The transcript has 5 exons. Gene Ontology annotation, biological process: protein phosphorylation. Lineage: Eukaryota; Viridiplantae; Streptophyta; Magnoliopsida; Malvales; Malvaceae.
CGUUUUGUUGUUGUUGUUGUUUUGUUUGGUGUUCAUUUGGAUUCCAUUCCAUACAUGAGGUUGAGUUCAAUUUUCUUUUAUCGGUUUAAAAUAUUAAUAAAUUCCGGAUCGGCGGUAACCAAGGAGCAACGUCGAAUGCAGAAUCAAAGCUCGUGAUUUGUGGAAGAAGAUGAGUCAGAGACUUGGCCUUCAUUGAAGUCCAUCAAAAUCAGCUUCACAUUAUCAAUGGAAGCUCAAAGAAGUGCGGUAUCAAUCUUCUUGUUAGCUGUAAUCUUGUUCUUGAUCCAGUGCGCGGUAGCUCAGAAAGUUCGGCUAAGUUCUCCAAUCGAACGGCGGGCAAUGCUGGAUCUCCGCGCAUCUCUAGGUCUCCGAGGCAGAGAUUGGCCCAUCAAGGCCGACCCUUGCUCGUCGUGGCUCGGUGUCGAAUGUCGAAACCACUCCGUCUUGAACAUCACUGUUUCCGGUUUAAGAAGAACCAGAGUUGGACGGCUCAAUCCCAAAUUCAGUGUUGAUUCUUUGGUUAAUUUGACUCGGUUAGUUUCCUUUAAUGCUUCCGGGUUCCCACUUCCCGGGCCAAUACCGGAUUGGUUCGGAAGCCGGUUGGCUAAUCUCGAGGUUCUUGAUCUCCGGUCAUGUAAUCUUGCUGGUUCAAUUCCUGCUACAUUGGGACAGUUAAGGAAAUUGAAAAUUCUUGAUCUUUCUAUUAAUUCGCUCACUGGUUCAAUUCCUUCAAGCUUUAGGUCUUUAGGAAACAUUGAAAGUCUUCAACUUGCUUCGAAUUACUUAUCUGGGUCAAUUCCACCUAGUUUAGGCUCUUUACAAGGUCUUCAAGUUUUUAAUGUUUCAGAUAAUAAUCUUUCUGGUUCAAUUCCUAUUCAGUUUGGUAAUCUUUCAAGGUUGGUUGAGCUUGAUCUUAGUAAGAAUUCUUUGUAUGGUUCGAUGCCUGAGGAAUUAAAGAUGUUAAGGAGAUUAAGGAAGAUGAUAAUGGAGGGUAAUGAGCUCGAGGGACAUCUGCCGAUUGAUUUGUUGUCAAAUCUUGUUGAGUUGCAAGUUGUGGAUUUGAAUAGGAAUAAGCUUUAUGGUGAUCUUAGUGGUGCAAUUUGGUCAAUGCCUAAGUUACAGUCCCUUGAUGUAUCAAGCAACAAAUUUACAGGUCCUUUUACGGUCCUCCAUUCUAAUUCUAGUGUUGCCUCGGCUGCCGUGUACAAUCUGUCGAACAAUUUCUUUUAUGGAGCUUUGAAUUUUUCACUUGGGAUGUUCAAGUUCAUUGAUCUCUCUAGCAACUAUUUUCAAGGUAAUGGUGUUCAUGGCAUCGAAAGGAAUGCUAGUGUCGACAACAAUUGCCUUCAGGCUGUGAAACAAAGGAGUUUGGAGGACUGUAGACUGUUUUACAGUGAAAGAGGUCUAAGUUUUGAUAAUUUUGGAGCACCGGACCGAGCAACACCACCUCCUCCAGAAUCUAGUUCAAAGAGCAGGAAGAGAUUGAUAUUCAUCUUGGCUGGAGUAAUCAGCGGACUUGGUUUCAUUGUAAUUUUGGUUCUGGUGAUUGUACGCAUCUUGAGACGUAAUAAAGGCAUCGGAAAUCAAAGUGGGAGUGCGGAUAUUGGGCCUGUUCCAGAAGGAGAUAAUCCUCAACUUCCAAAAGAUGCUACAAACUUAGCUGGUUCUGGAGAUCCAUUUACAUAUGAGCAAUUGCUCCUGGCAACUAAUAAUUUUCACGAGACGAAUCUUAUUAAGCAAGGUCACUCAGGCGACCUAUUUCGCGGCAUCUUGGAAGGUGGAGUCCAAGUGGUCAUCAAAAGGGCCAAUUUGAGUUCUUUCAAGAAAGAAUCUUACAUGAUGGAAUUGGAUUUAUUUAGAAAGCUUUCUCACCCCAGAUUUGUUCCGCUCUUGGGGCGCUGCUUGGAACAUGAAACUGACAAGCUUUUGGUAUACAAAUAUAUGCCGAAUGGAGAUUUAGCCAAUUCCUUUUACAGGGCUACCGAUUCGGAUGAUGAUACCUUACAAUCACUGGAUUGGAUUACAAGGUUAAAAAUAGCUACUGGAGCUGCUGAAGGCCUAUUCCACUUGCACCAUGAAUGUAACCCUUCCCUUGUUCACAGUGAUAUUCAAGCAAGCAGUAUUCUUCUUGAUGAUAAAUUCGAAGUGAGACUCGGAAGCUUGAGUGAAGUUCGUGUCCAGGAAGGAGAUACACACCAAAAUGUUCUCAGACGAUUGCUCUGGAAACCACAGACCUCCGAUUCUGGCAAUUCGGGUUCAGGCUCUUCAUCGACUAAUUGUGCUUAUGACGUGUACUGUUUCGGGAAGGUGUUACUCGAGCUCCUAACAGGCAAGCCUGGUAUUGGUAAAGCAGAAGAUUCAUCUACAAAGGAGUGGUUUGAGCAAACCUUGCCUUGCAUCAGUAUAUAUGAAAAGGAAUUGGUGACUAAGAUCAUGGAUCCAUCUUUGAUAGUAGAUGAAGAUCUAUUAGAGGAGGUAUGGGCCAUGGCAAUUGUAGCAAGGUCAUGCCUUAACCCGAAGCCUUCUAAAAGACCCUCGAUGAAACAUAUUCUCAAAGCAUUGGAAAACCCUUCGAAAGUAGUAAGGGAUGAGAGUUUCAGCUCUGGGAGGCUACGAACAACAUCAUCUAGGCGAUCUUGGGGUUCUGCCUUCUUUGGUAGUUGGCGACAGAGCUCAUCGGAGAGUGCAACCAUUCCAGGCCACCAAAACAGAGAGGGUUUUAGUGGUUUUUGGCAGUCAGGUAGAGUAGGUUCUCAUUGCAGUGAGGGAAUUGAACACUCGCCGUCACAUAAAAGGUUGUCAAAUGAAGUUUUCCCCGAACCAGAAACGCAAGACACCGAAUCUUUAGAUGAGAACUAACUGAAAAGAGUGUUAGCUGUUAAUCCCAACUGUUUUGAGUGCCUGCUCAAUCAUUGUAUCCCAACAGUUUUUCUCUAAUUGUGCACCCUUUGAGCUCUAAAGCUAUUUCAAAGGGAAGCUACUGGCCAGAAGGCGAUCCAAUCUAAGACAUGAAGAAAAGAUCGAGAGUCCCUAUUGUAUCCAGCAAGAUUCUUUCAAAUUUUCAAAACUCAAAAGCAGUCAAA